UUCUCUCUUUCUCUUUACAAAUUACAUACGCACGUAAUAAAUGUAGAAAAUUACUCCGCGCCGCUUAUCGUGCGCGCAAUAAUCGGAGCCGGAUCGAGCCGAUUGGACUCGAUCAUCACCGCGCGGAGAGAACAACGGAGUAGGCGCGCGCAACACAAGCGCGUACGUGCGCGGCGGAAAUCCCUGCCUGCUGGUAUAGCCUCGCGAGAGGGGAAGGCCAGCCAAGGAGGCCCUGUAAAGAAGCGAACGAGCGAACGAAGGAAGGGAAUGGUGGGGAGGGAUAAACAGAACGUCACGCUCGCUAGGGCGCGAUCCGUAUUUCGUAGGAGAAGCGUUGGUUCAGUCGCACGGAAACCUUCGACGAGCGAGGGUGUCGCGCGUCAUUCCGGCUCGGUCGUUUAAUCCCACGAUUAAUUCGCGAAUUCAAGUUCACCAUGAUCCGCCGGGGGGCGGAUCGUUGCGGCACGCGCGAUAGCCUCCCGUGAGAUCGGUCGACACGCGUCCCGCGUGUGGAAAACGAGAAAAGGCGAUUAUACGCGCGGUCGCCUUUGUGAUCUCAAUCGAGAGAGCCUAUACCCCUUUCGAAUUUGCAUUCGAGAUCGCACGCGCUCCCGCGUCUGCGUUUAAACACGCGCGUGUCAACGCGACUAUCCACGUGCCAGAUCGUGGAUUGUUGUUGAUUAUUGCUGCGUGCGUGCGUGCGUGCGCAUGGGUUCGCGUGAAUGGCUCGCGAACAGCUCCUUUUCCGGAAGGUAACGAGUGCCGCUGCACGCGUGUAAAGCGAGGCUCCCUAUUGUUCGAACUUUGUUUCCAAAUCGUUAAGUUGAAGUGCGUGAAGUUUGAGUUUCAUCGGGUUUGAUAUCCGCGGAGGACGACAGAGUGACGGCGCAUUGAGCUGUGUCACUUUGGGAACUGACUGCCAGUGUCGUUGGUACUUGAUUAAAUUAAAACCAAGACUGAAUCUACACUGGAGAUAAAGAAAAAACGUCGGUUAAAUUGAUCUCGUUUAAUGCGCAAGCAAGUUAAUUGAACUCCCCGUUAAGUCGAGAUUGAAUUUGACAGCUCUCUAAAUGAAGCUGCGACAGGACCGUAAUUAUGACGAGAGAAGUUUCUGACUGAAAUUUCCGCAUGAUGCGGAAACGCGUUCGACGUCCCAGCACGCCGAUCGACCGACGGCGAGUGGCAUGUAGGGAAACUUUCAAGUAACGUUUACGAUAACAAUUUAGAAAAGACGGUGGAAGUCCGUCGUUUCUUGUAAAAUGCGUUGGAUUUUGCUGCCGCUGUUGACGUUGGUGCGGGCGAUAUGGUGCGCGCACGGCGCCUGCGAGCCGAUCAGAAUCGAGAUGUGUCGCGGCCUCGGCUACAAUGUCACUGUCAUGCCGAAUCUAGUUGGCCACGAGAUCCAAAACGAUGCCGAUUUUACUUUGCAAACGUUCAGCCCGCUCAUUCAGUAUGGAUGCAGCGCUCAACUGCAUCUGUUCUUGUGCUCGGUGUACGCUCCGAUGUGUACCGAGAAGGUACCCGCGCCGAUCGGUCCCUGCCGGGGUUUGUGCGAGCAAGUGCGGGCCCGCUGUUUCCCGGUCCUUCAGGGAUUCGGCUUCCCCUGGCCCGCCGCGCUGAACUGCUCCAGGUUUCCGCCGGAGAACAAUCACCAGCACAUGUGCAUGGAAGGACCGGGUGAGCCAGGACCGGCUAAUCCUAUCCAGGUGAGCAACGGCAACGGGCCCUGGGGCUGCUCCUGGUACGCCAAGUCCGGACUGUACACCUUCCUAAAUCGUUCCGGGAGAUGCGCCGCCGCCUGCGACGCCGACAUUCUCUGGUCCCAGAAGGAUAAGAGGCUCGCGGAGGCCUGGAUGGCAGCGUUCGCGACGGUGUGCCUCGUCUCCGUCGCGAUCGCCUUUCUGACGCUUUUGAAGCCGCGCAAGCGGCCUAUACUCACCACCACCGCAGAGCGUGCAAUAGUCUUCUUGACGAUCUGUCAUGCGGCAGUCGCGAUCGGCUACGUGAUCCGACUGGCUGCCGGCCGGCUAAACGUCGCCUGUAGUCCCGCGAUGCCGUUACACCCGCAGGAUCAAGCUGUCUUGGCCCAGCAGCAGCAACAGCAGCAAUACCUAACGCAAGACGGAUUGGCCAAUCCAUAUUGUGCCGUCGUUUUCCUGCUGCUCUACUACUUCGGCAACGCAGCGAUCGUUUGGUGGGUCGUGAUAUGCGCGUGGUGGUGCAUAAUGGCCAGAAAAUGGACGAGGACGGCCGGCAGCUACAACAAGGAGGAUAGUUUCGGGCCGCAGCAGGGGUGCUCAACCGUCGCCGCCGUCGCGGCCUGGGGCCUUCCCGCCGCACACACCAUCGCCGUGCUGGUCACGAGGGAUGUCGACGCUGACGAGUUAACCGCGAGCUGUUUCGUCGGUCAGCAGAACACGCACUCCCUGCUCGUGCUGGUGCUGGUGCCGCAAUUCGUCUACCUGUCGUUCGGCGCGACGUUCCUCCUAGUCGGGCUCGCGACGUUGGUGUUACCGCGGCGCCCGGCGGUGACUCCGACGUCGGCGUCGACGUCGGCGUCGUCCUCGUCGACGGCGGCCGCGGCCGCGGCGGCGGCGGUUCUCACGGCGCUCACGGCGUCGUCCCACACGAAUGGUCCGCUGAUGGGAUCGCGGCCGCAGCGCGACGUCCCCGGGAAAUCGUCGUUGUCCCCGGCCGAGGUCCAUCGGCGACAGAAGCAGCUGUUGAUCCGCAUCGGCAUAUUCGCCUGCCUCUACGGCACUUUGAUCAUCUGCCUCGCCAGCACGACCUUCUACGAGUGGUGGGGCAGAGAGACGUGGCUCCGGGCGCCGGAGCCGUCAACCGCGCCGCGCGUACCCGCCCGGCCGCACCUGCAGCUCUUCGUCCUACGGCUCGUGGUGACCCUCGGCGCCGGCAUCACAACUGCCGCUUGGAUCUGGUGGCCGGAGAUGACCAGCGCGUGCCGCAGGCUGUCGCACUGCAAGCAGCCGCCGCAUAAAUGCCACCCGGUGCCCACCGUCGUGCACUGUUACGGCAACAACGGCACUCCUCAUCAUCAGAUUCACCAUCUCGCCCAUCUCGCGCCGUCGCAGCAUCCCCUGUUGCAGCAUCAGCACGCGACCUUAGCGAGCUCGCAGAUACCCCACAGGAACCAGAAGAAGCAUCGGAAGCACCGAAAGCAUUAUCAUUCCGGUAGUGAAACGCAAGUCUGAAUAAGAAAUUGGGACAAGUCAUGGCUAGUUGUUCCAAGUGCCUUAUGUGAUCUUGGAUAUGAUCUUGAACGGUACUUCUGCUCCGAUUAUAUUUAGGAUCGUUUUAUAUCUUGUCUCAUUCUCCAAGCGACACAGUUAGGUUCGUAGUAUACAUGUAAAAAUCAACGUUAAACGCUGGCAAAAUAAACGUUUAAAAUUUGAUAUAUUUUUAAACUAUUUAACAACUGUUUGUAAAAACGUUACUUUAUUUAACUUCAAUUUAAUGUAUAUCGUUUUUAUAUGAGACAUUUUAAUGAUUAAAAAAAUGUUAAAAAUCUUUAAUAAAUGUUUUUUAAAAUGGUCAUUAAAUGGCCUGCUUGGAAAAAGAUUUUAUCCAGAGCCAAACAUUAAAAAUAUCAUUUAAUAUUUUAUUUGAAACGAUCUUAAAUGUAAGAGAUUGGGCUGUGAAUACCGCUUGCAAAACGAUACAAGCCUGAUGUAUUUUUGUAUUUGCCUGCCAAUUAUUCUCACGAAUACACAUGGAACCAUCCUUUUUAACUCUUCGCGAACUAUAUGGGGUUAAAUUAAUCUCAGAGGUUUUAAAAGCGCUGUAUUUUUUUUUUUUUUUUCAAAAUAUACACAAGCGUAUAUCUGAAGUUUCGAUGUUUAGUGAACAAAUUUUUUGUUAACAAAUGUUUGUUUUUUUAUAAGUCGUUUAUUUUUAAAAAAUAAAUCUUUGUUUUAUUUGAGUCUUUUACGGUUCACGGAGGGUUAAAUUAUUUAAUUAUAACGUCGUCUAUUCGAUAAUUGUUCAUCAAUGUGUCCCAUAGUUACACUUGAAAAAGAAAUAUUUAAUUUUA
Monomorium pharaonis (pharaoh ant) is the source of this 4051-nucleotide messenger RNA. Its product is annotated as frizzled-4. The coding region runs from base 1260 to 3212 and encodes 650 amino acids. Gene Ontology annotation, biological process: non-canonical Wnt signaling pathway; canonical Wnt signaling pathway. Gene Ontology annotation, molecular function: Wnt receptor activity; Wnt-protein binding. The transcript is spliced from 7 exons. The record is from RefSeq and is a predicted model, not a curated record. Lineage: Eukaryota; Metazoa; Arthropoda; Insecta; Hymenoptera; Formicidae. Gene Ontology annotation, cellular component: plasma membrane.